AUGUCGACUACUUCGAAAGAUGCUACAGCCCUCCAGCCCGGUGCCCGUAUUUUGGUCACGGGAGCCAAUGGCUACAUUGCGUCGAACGUCGUGGACGUCUUGCUAUCUCUUGGCUACCUCGUCCGAGGCACUGUCCGUGAAGAAAAGCCAUGGCUUGUUGAACUCUUCGAGUCCAAAUAUGGAUCUGGCACAUUUGAGACAGUGAUCGUUCCCCAUUUGGACGAUCAAGAAGCCUUGCUCAAGGUUCUGGAUGGAGUUAGCGGUGUUGUCCAUCUGGCUACUGAUGUAUCAUUCAACGCUGACCCUAACGUUGUCAUAACUAAAGUCGUUGCAUAUACAGAAGCAAUCUUGAAAGCUGCCGACAAAGCAACGGUCAAGAGAGUUGUCUUGACUUCAUCGUCAGCGUCUGCAUUUGUUACACAGCCUGGCGUGGAGGAUAUCGUGGUAACAGAAGAUACAUGGAACGAUGCAGCUGUAAAAGCAGCGUGGGAUGAAAACACCCCCGCCGAAGCAAAGCCCUUUAUCAUCUACAGCGCAUCCAAAACCGAGGGCGAAAGGGCUGCAUGGAAUUGGGUCAAAGAGAACAAGCCAGGUUUUACCUUUAACGCUGUACUUCCAAAUCUCGUUUUAGGGAAAGUAGUUCACCCGAAUAUUAAAGGUUCGACUAUGAAAUGGGUUGCGGCAUUGCUGGAAGGAAAUGCCGACGUGCUCUCAAUGCUCCCUCCCCAACAUUAUGUCAAUGUUGAAGAUGUCGCACGUAUCCAUGCAAUUGCUCUUCUUGACCCAAAUGUCAACUCUGAGCGUCUUUUCGCCUUUGCCGCCCCUUAUACCUGGGUUGGCAUCAUCGACAUUUUGAAAAGGCUCAGGCCGUCUAAUGAUAGGAUUCCCAGCCCUCCAGCAAACGAACUCCCUGAUCUGAGCCAAGUUGUACCGGCUAAGAGAGCAGAGGAAUUGCUAAAGUCCUUUUUUGCACAGCGUGGUUGGGUUGGCUUGGAAGAGACUGUGAAGGCUGGCAUUGAAAGCUUGGGGCUUUAG
Molecule: messenger RNA, 1035 nt
Organism: Talaromyces marneffei
Lineage: Eukaryota; Fungi; Ascomycota; Eurotiomycetes; Eurotiales; Trichocomaceae
Exons: 5
Coding region: 1-1035 (344 amino acids)
Molecular function (GO): oxidoreductase activity, acting on the CH-OH group of donors, NAD or NADP as acceptor
Source: RefSeq, a predicted model, not a curated record